AUGAUGGUCAUGAAGGAGACUUGCCUGAAUGUCAUGGGCUAUGACGACAUGAAGGCGAAGGUGCAAUUUAUGUUUGCCUCCUUGUCUGCCGAGCAAGCAAUCUCGUACCGCUACCAACGCGUCUUCGAGCACGAGAAAGUGCAGCUGUGCGCCUACCAUGGAAUGGUGCGCAGCGAGACUGGCUCCGCCGGUGUGAUGUUCGCCCUGUUGAACUACGACACCCUGGAUGCUGAGAACAAGGGGCUGGUUGAUCAGCGCGUGGGGGGAUACACUAGCCCCAAGGAGCUCUACAUCAACAAGAUUGCAGAGGGCGUGGCAACCGUGGCUGCUUCCCUUUAUCUCAAAGUCAUCAACAACGCGCUCGGGGUGCACCACAAGGAGUUCUACAUCAACAUGAUUGCGGAGGGUGUGGCAACCUUGGCUGCCUCCGCCUGUCCGAAACGCAUCAUCGUGCGAUUGUCCGACUUCAAGCCCAGCGAGUACAAGAGCCUCAUUGGCGGCAAGCAUUUGGAGCCUGAUGAGGAGAGCCCCAUGAUUGGCUGCCAAGGUUGCGGCUGCUACAUUGAUCCGUUCCUUGAGGAGUGCUUUUCCAUGGAGCUGGAAGCCGUAAAGACUGUGGGCAUCGACUCUGACUGUGUCCCUGAGCUCCGACUCCAUCAUUUCGACGUGGCAGUUCUUUUGGAAGUGAGUGAGGCAAGAACGAUUUGCAUCUCUGUUGAAGAUUUCACGGCCACCCAUGUACCGAGCUAA
Symbiodinium pilosum is the source of this 750-nucleotide messenger RNA. The record is from the annotation of a GenBank genome assembly. Lineage: Eukaryota; Dinophyceae; Suessiales; Symbiodiniaceae.